AUGAGCCGCGAUGGCUUCCAGCCUCGCUCAGAGUUCCUGUGCGUGACUGAACUGCCAAAGCAGAUCCAGGUGGAUGAGCAGGUGCUGGAGUUUACUCCUGGCUCCACUGUGAUGGGUGACCUGCAUGUGUCUGAAGGUCAGCUCAUCGAUGCCGGUGUGUUCUAUACCCUGAGGAACGGCCUGCACACCAUCUUCAGUCAGUACAGCAUGUGUAUGCUGACAUUAGGCAGCAACACGACCGCCGUCAUCAGUGAGAAUGGACGGUUUGCUGUGGUGGACAGCCAUUCACGUAGUCGUGUUGGCUUGUUGCACCACAGCGGCAGCAGCGUGCUUCUGCAGUUUGCGUGUCUGGACGACCUGCACCACUACAUCCGACGGUUGGCUGACAGCCUGAUUUCAGGCCAGCAGCUCUUUGAGCUGUGUGGCAUUACUGGAUCUUUCCAUCAGGGCAGCUCCAGGUUCAGCAAUGGGGGGGUGCAGUGCAUGGCGAUAGCUGCUUUCAGCUUAGCCAGACACACGUUGAACAGUGUGUUCUCGUGGGGGAGGCAGGAACUUGAUGACGUCUUGGUCUUGGGUGAUGCUUUUUUCACCUGGGUGAUGGGCCGCCCUGGCUUCACCCCUUGGUCGUCUUAUCUGUCCGUGACUGAACUGCCAACGCAGAUCCAGGUGGAUGAGCAGGUGCUGGAGUUCACUCAUGGCACCACUGUGAUGGGUGACCUGCAUGUGUCUGAAGGUCACCUCAUCGAUGCCGGUGUCUUCUACACCCUGAGGGACGGCCUGCUCACCAUCUUCAGUCAGUACAGCAUGUGUCUCCUGACCAUGUGUGCCAACACGACCGCCAUCAUCAGUGAGAAUGGACGGUUUGCUGUGGUGGACAGCCAUUCACGUAGUCGUGUUGGCUUGUUGCACCACAGCGGCAGCAGCGUGCUUCUGCAGUUUGCGUGUCUUGACGACCUGCACCACUACAUCCGUCGGUUGGCCGACAGCCUCAGUUCAGGCCAGCAGCUCUUUGAGCUGUGUGGCAUUACUGUGGGUGGGGGUGCAGGUCCAGCGCCGUCUGGUGUUCCUCUGGAGAGUCACGUCGCUGAGACGAGUUCUGCUCCAGCACCAGAGUCCCCUGAGGACACUGAAAGCAGAACACCGGCUGAGGCUCCUGCAGGCUCUUGUGUGUCUGAGAUUGGUGUUGGUGUUGCUGCCAGUCCGGCGCUGUCUGGUGUUUCUGUGGAGAGUCACGUCACUGAGAUGAGUUCUGCUCCACCACCAGAGUCCCCUGAGGUCACUGAGUGCAGGACUGUGGUUCAGGCUCCUGUAGACACUGGUGUCUCUGAGAGUGGUGUUGGUGUUGUUGCCAGUCCAGCACUGUCUGGAGUUUCUCUUCAGACUCUUGCCAGUGAGGUGAGCAGUGGUUCAACUGCAGAAGCAGUCAUUACUGAGGGCAGGAAGCGUAAGAUUUCUUCUGACACUCGUUUGUCAAAGAGAUCAAAGCGCUGCAGUGCUGCUGAGCUUGAUGCUGAUGUGGAGUUUGUUGCUGCUGUGAGGAACGAGGAGCUGGUCUUCCGUCCUCUUGAUGCUGAUGUUUGUAGGGCUUUGUGUAGCAGGUUGUGUGUUGACUGUGAGCGGGUCAGUGCUUCUGCGUCCAGCCAGGUUGGUUUGCUGGGUGUUCCUUGCAGGAAGGAGAGGGUAGUGGCCGAUGGGAACUGCUUCUUCAGAGCCAUCUCUCAGGCUGUGAGUGGCUCUCAGAAGCACCAUCGUAAGAUCAGACUGGCUGUCUGUAAACAGCUGGAGAAAGAGGCAGCUCAGUACCAGGGCUUGUUGAGGACUGAGUUCUCCUCUGUCUCCCAGUACAUUCAGCAGUCUAGGAUGAGGUUCGUGGGGAGUUGGGCCACAGAAGUGGAAAUCCAGGUUACGGCUGACUGGUUAGGUGUUGGUGUGUGUACUUUCACCAAUGGACGCUGGUUGAAGUACAGUUGUAGCAGGAAGCAGUUGUCGGCUCAAUGUAUUCAUUUGGAAAAUAUUGGUGGGACUCAUUUUGAGAAUGUUGUCUGUGUUUGUGAGCUUGGAUUACAGAGCUGUUAUGGGUAUUGUAAGGUGAGUGAGGUGACCGGCUACAGCACCAGGUUGAGGAUGACAGAGGCUCCAGUUGUGGAUGCCGGUAGAUCGGUCGUUGAAUGUGAGGUUGAUGACGUAAUUUUUGUUAGUGGUGAGGCUGUAGAUUGUGUUCGUCAGAGUACACCUGGUGUGUGGCAGUUAAAGUCGAAGUAUCUGAAGGAUAAAAAAUGGAGACAGGAGAAAAUGAAUGUGUUGCUCAGGCAGAAACGUAGGGAAACUUUCAGGAAGGCAUAUCAUAAAAGUAAAAUCUUCAAGGACAAGGAAAUGUCUCGGAGUGUCAAAAAAUAUUCUUACAACAUUUUGCACAGGGAGAGAGUUAAAACAAUGAGUAUCCAUAAAUAUAGAGACGUUAUUGACCAUAGAGAGCGGGUGAAAGAGAGUAGUGUGACUAAAUAUAGGACAAACGUGCAACACAGGGAGAAGGUUAAGCAGAGUAGUGUGACUAAAUAUAGGAAAAACCUGCAGCAUAGGGAGAACACUAAAGCCAUGAGCAUCAGGAAAUACUGUGACAGUUCAGAACACAGGCAGCGAGUCAUUGAUACUGUGAGGCUCAGUCGGCAGCAGAAGCAGGUUUUGUCAAAGGAUUUUGGUUUUGUGAUGGAUCAGUUUGUGGAGAAGGUUAGAGAUGGUCCAGAUUUUGUGUGUUGCAUUUGCCAUCGGUUGUUGUUCAGGUAUCAGGUGCUGAGUUGUCAGAGGGAAGUCUAUAGUUCCAGGUCAGAAUCGGCUCGUGUCGCGGACAGGUGCAUCAGUGAGGAUUAUUUGCAUCAUUGUAGUGAGGAGUGUGCUGAGCCCUGUCAGCUGGUUCCUUCUAGAGGACACCUUUGGAUUUGCUACACCUGCCAUUCUAAGAUUAGUAAAGGUGAGACUCCAGCUGAGUGCUGGAUCAAUGACCUGCAGCUUGAUCCCAUUCCACCUGAACUGGGAUGCUUGCAUAGUUUAGAGCAGCACCUGAUCGCGUUGCAUAUUCCGUUCAUGAAGAUGUUGGCGCUGCCUAAAGGAGGGCAGAAUGGAGUACAUGGACCGGUCACCUGUGUUCCAGCCAACAUUGUUCAGACGACCAGCGUGUUGCCACGGUCGAGUAUGGAAGGCUCUCUGUUACAGGUCAAGCUUAAGAGGAAGUUGACCUACAAGGGACACUAUGAGUACCAGUUUGUGGAUACUCUACGUGUCCAGCAGGCGCUGGACUAUUUAAAGAGAACUAAUGUUUAUUAUAAAGACAUUGAGUUCAAUGAGGACUGGGUCAAUGAGUUUUGUAGGCAGGAAGAUGGGGAGCAGGAAGAGGCUGAAUCAGGCAGUGAGGAUGAGGCAGUGAAGGAGAAGGGUGAUGUUCAGGUUGUUGUAGAGGGCGAGGCGGUCCAUCAGGAAGGUGGUGAGGUUCAGAAAAGGCCUGCAGUUGUUGAUGUUGUUGAGGAGGAAUCAGCAGACAUAAUUCAAGAUGAAAUGUUACAUGACAGACAGCAACACUGCAUGUUUCAGGACACUUGUCUUAUGCCUGUUGAUAUUGGUCAGGAAGCUCUUGACCAGUAUUUUGAGGACAUAAUCAAUGUAGCGCCUGCAGAGGGGAACAGUCCAGUCCGGAUGCUUUCUGAUAAUUCAAAUGAAGCUAAGUGUUUCCCCGUGUUGUUUCCUUUAGGACAAAAGACCUUCCAUCAUGAACGGAGUUAUGCUUUGACGUUGUCGCGUUAUUUUAAUAACCGGAUCAUGCACGCCGAUGGCCGUUUUGCGCGUAGCGUAGAGUAUAUCUUCUUUGCCCAGUUCAUGUCGGAGAUGGACAGGGUGGUGUGUAGUGUCUCUGUAGCGCUGCGUAAGGGAAAGGGCGGUCAGGGCUCUCGACGGAUUAGCCAGAGGAUGUUGCAGGAUGAGGAGUCUCUGAAACAGUUGUUGGAGUUUGAUGAGGGUUUCCGGUUCUUGAGGCCUGUUAGAGGAACUCCUGCGUUCUGGCAGUCUGUUCAGAAGGACAUCAUGGCCUGUGUCCGUCAGUUAGGCAUCCCGACGUGGUUUUGUUCAUUUUCGUCUGCAGAUCUGCGCUGGCAGAACCUUCUGACCAGCAUUCUGAAACAGGAAGGCAGAGUGCAGACGGUGGAGGAUUUGGAGUGGGCAGACAGGUGUGAGUUGUUGCGGCGUAAUCCGGUGACUGCGGCCAGGAUGUUCGAUUACAGGUGGCAUUGUUUUCUGAAAGAGGUUCUCAUGUCUCCUUCUGAGCCAAUUGGCAGAAUCAUCGAUCACUUCUACCGCGUUGAGUUUCAGCAGCGCGGUUCUCCUCAUGUUCACUGCUUGUUCUGGAUCGAGGGUGCUCCUAAAAUUGACCAGAACACAGAUGAGGAGGUGGUCGAGUUUAUUGACAAGUAUGUAACAUGUGAGCUGCCCUCAGACGACGACGCAUUAUUGGACAUUGUGUCCUCGGUUCAAACACAUUCCAAACGACACUCAAAGUCUUGUAGGAAGAACAAGACGACAUGUCGUUUCCAUUUCCCAAAACCUGCUACUACGCGUACAUUCCUUUGUAAGAUGAAGGAAUGUCGCUGUGACAAACAGAAGCUGAAGGAGGCCCAGAAGAAUUCUGAUUCAGAGAACAAGCUGGUCUGUAAGUGCUUUGAGAAGGAUCACCCCAUGAAGAAGGAGGUCGCAAAGAAGAUUUUGAAGUCGGUCAAUGAUGCUAUCAGGGAGGAGGAGCCGUUUGAUAGUGUAGAGGAGUUGUUUGCCAGUCGACACAUCAACCAGGAUAUCUUUGAAAUGGCCUACAGGAGGUUAGAGAAGAAGACCAAGGUUGUUUAUAGGAGAGGCUUGAAGGAGGUGUGGGUGAACCAGUAUAGCAAGAAGUUGUUGAAGUGCUGGAACGCUAACAUGGACCUUAGCUUUGUCACCGACGCCUACGCCGUAAUCAUUUACAUCAUUUCGUACAUUACGAAAGCAGAGAGAGAAAUUGGCCUACUAUUGAGCAACGCCCAAAAAGAAGCAAACAAAGAAGGAAACCUCUCUGCUCGAGAAGCCCUGAAGAAGCUGGGCAGUGUAUAUUUACACAACAGGGACGUUUGUGCCCAGGAGGCGGUGUAUAGGCUAACCAACAUGCACCUGAAGGAGUGUUCCAGGAAGGUGGUGUUUGUUCCAACAGGAAACAACAUCGUGAGGAUGAGUUUACCCCUCCAUGUCCUGAAGGAGAGGGCGUCAUCACAUGAUCUGAGCUCAGAUGACAUGUGGAUGACCAGCAUAGUGGACAGGUACAGGAACAGGCCUGAUGGUGGUGUGUUUGACGACAUGUGUAUGGCCACGUUUGCCUCGGAGUAUCGUGUUCUCACCAAGAACGAAUAUUCUCCAAACAGAAUCCAGUUGAAGAACGAAUUGGGCUUCAUCUUGAGGAGAACACGAUCUCAGUUUGCAGUUGUCCGCUACAUGCGUUUCAACUUGGACAAACAACGGGAGGCUCAUUUUCAGGGUGUGCUUCAGUUGUUCCUUCCUUAUAGAAGUGACUCAGAGCUCAAGCCCGAGGGCUUCCAGCUCUUUGAACAGUUCUAUAACGACGGUGAGGUGACGUUUGGCGACGGCUCCGUCCAUAGAGUCAAGGUGGUGGUGGAUGAGAACAGGGCCCGGUUUGAGAUCGAUCCUGAGAAUCUGGAGCGUGCUGAGGAGAUUGCUCAGCAUGUCCAUGGCAGUGAGGAAGACGCUUGGGGGGACCUGUGUCCUGAACAGGAACUGGAACGUGACGAGUGUGCUGUGGAGUUUAGAGAGCAACAGGCAGCAGAGAUAGCGGGUGAGCAGAUGGUGGAGGGUCUGGAGAACGUUCCAGAUCUGCAGGAACGUGGCCGACAGGUGGCCCAGUUAGAGAGAAACAGGCUGGUGUUGUCUCGUGCUGAGGGCUUAGCUCUAGUUAGGUCUCUGAAUGAGACACAGCAGGCUGUUUUCUACCAGGUGAGGCAGUGGUGUCUGCAGAAGGUGAGGGGUGAAAACCCUCCGCCUCUGCAUGUGUUUGUGACGGGCGGGGCUGGUGUCGGGAAGAGUCAUUUAAUCAGGGCCAUCCAGUACGAGGCAGGGAGGCUGCUGUCAACACUUUGUGAUCAACCAGACGAAAUCUGUGUUUUGUUAACGGCUCCAACUGGAAUCGCUGCGUACAAUUUAAACGCAGCAACAAUUCACCACACAUUGAGCAUCGGCAAACAGUGUAGUUUACCUUACAUCCCUCUGGGUGAAGAUAAACUAAACUCUCUGCGCGCUAAAUUCCUUCACCUCCAAAUUCUAGUCAUUGAUGAGAUCAGUAUGGUGGAUCACCUUCUGUUGGCGUAUGUCCAUGGCCGCUUGAGGCAGAUCAAGCAGACUGGAGACUUUUCCCCGUUCGGUAAUGUUAGUGUGAUCGCUGUGGGAGACUUUUAUCAGUUGCCUCCUGUCAAAGGGAAGCCUCUGUAUAGCAGUCAGGUGGGUGUGGACCUGUGGUGCCACUUCAGUGUGGUGCAGCUGACCACGGUGGUGAGGCAGAAGGACAGCGUGUUUGCCGAGUUGCUCAACAGGUUGAGAGUGCGUUCCAGAGACACCCCCAUGUUAGAGAGUGACGUCCACAUCCUGAAGAGCUGUGAGACGGGCGAGGAGAGCUCAGCCUUGCACAUUUUCCCCACCAACCGUAAAGUGAAUGAGCACAACGUGAAGCAGCUGUGUAGGACGUGUCCCGAUCCUGUGACCUUUGAAGCUCAGGACUUCAUGAACAACAGGAGCACGGGGAAGCUGGAGUUGAUGGCGGGGCAUCACAGUGCGGCGUUGGACACAUCGUUAGAGGAGACUCUGAGUCUGGGUCCAGACGCCCGUGUGAUGCUGUGUAAGAACGUUGACGUGGAAGACGGUCUGGUCAAUGGAGCAUGUGGCACAGUCACUCAUAUCCAGUUGAGACAGGGUGACAGCUUUCCUCAGACAGUUUAUGUCAAAUUUGACGAUGAGAAAAUUGGCUCCCAGAGGAGGAAGAAGCGCUCACAUGCUGCAGUGGCCUGCCGGCUUUCGACUGCCAUCGAUCCGGUGGAGGAGAAGGCCACCAAGCGUGGAGGUUUGCGUCGUCAGUUCCCUCUGAAGUUGGCCUGGGCGUGUACCGUCCAUAAGGUGCAGGGCCUGACGGUGGACCGGGCCGUGGUGUGUUUGGAGAAGGUGUUUGCACCUGGCCAGGCCUACGUAGCUCUGAGUCGUGUGAGGGAUCUGUCUGGACUGAUCAUCAUGAACUUUAAAGAGAAGUCCAUUUACUGCAAGGACACCAUCAAGGAGGCCUUGGACAGGAUGCCUCCAUUUUUGAUUGAGCAGCCACGGCCUUCAUUAGACACGCCCACUCUGUCGGUGUAUCUAAUGAACGUUCAAAAUUUAAGUCGCCACCUGGUAGAUUUGGUGUCCUGCACACAGCAUUUGCAGCCUACCUGCAUUGCUGUCACAGAGACGUGGCUCACUGCACAUUCCUCAUUAGACGGCGUCCAGAUUGACGGCUACUCUUUCCACAGCCGCCCUCGUGCUCUGUGUUACAGCAGCAGUCAGCCCAAACUGUUAGAGCUGCAGGCUUUAGAACAUGGUGGAGUUGGUUUGUACAGGCCAGCAGAUUCGGACUGUGACAUCCUGCAGGCACCCGAUUUGGAUCUGGAGUGUUUGGUGUGCCUGUGGAACAAAUUCAACAUAGUGAUGGCAGUAAUUUAUCGUCCACCACGUUACCCAAAUUUCCUCUUCAAGCAGAACCUGCAGCGGUUGCUGCAUUGGCUUAAUCCAAUCAGUGACACCAUUGUAGUCAUGGGAGAUUUUAAUGAGAACAUUUUAACGGGGUCAUCAAUUUGCAAAUUAAUGGGAAACAAAGGAUUUGAUCAGCUGGUGACACAAGCGAGCACAGAGAAGGGGACUCUGAUUGAUCAUGUUUAUGUGAGAAGCAGACAGUUUGAUGUGGAAUGUGCAGUGAUGCCCACGUACUUCAGUGAUCAUGAAGGAAUUCUGUGUAGUUUCAGAGCUAGAGGUGACCAGGGGCAGCUGGAGGAGCUGGACAGGUGGUUUGAGGUGGAUGAUGUGGAGUUUGAGGAUGUUGAGGGGAUGUUUGAGGACGACUUGGACUGAUUGAGUCCAACUGAGCUACGUGGCAGUGGGCCGAAGCAAGUGUUGCUGUUUGUUGUUGUUGAUGAGCUGGUUGAUGGAGGGAACUGACUGUUAGUGCGGUGCUGCUGUUGAUCUGUUAGAGCACUUUGUCUGCCAGUCCAAAUCCUGCUUUAUGGUUGUUUU
Salarias fasciatus (jewelled blenny) is the source of this 8328-nucleotide messenger RNA. RefSeq lists its product as uncharacterized. The record is from RefSeq and is a predicted model, not a curated record. Gene Ontology annotation, biological process: telomere maintenance; DNA repair. Bases 1 to 8166 code for a protein of 2721 amino acids. NCBI's taxonomy places the organism in Eukaryota, Metazoa, Chordata, Actinopteri, Blenniiformes, Blenniidae. The transcript has 2 exons. Gene Ontology annotation, molecular function: ATP hydrolysis activity; DNA helicase activity.